AUGCAGCAAAAGAUGCAAACUGCAUUUCCGGAGGCUUCCACGAAACAUAUGUCUAACGUACCUUGGCCAAAACCGCUCCAGGUAGAUGAGGGGGACAUUUACGAAAAUUUUCAACUGUUUAAAGCAAAUUGGAAAGUUUAUGUAAAGGCAACAGGUAUGGAUCAGUGGUCAGCAGAUAGAGAAGAACAGAAGGUGAAUAUUUUAUUAUCAAUAAUUGGAGAUGUUGCAAAGGUUAAGUUUAACAAUUUUUCUUUAACCGAUGAUGAAAAGAGCAAUGCCGAUGAAAUGUUGAAUACCAUUGGGGAACGAUGCCAAUUUGAUAAGAUUAACCCGCAAGAGUUAAAAAAGAUGAUGCUAAGAGACCGAGUAGCAUUUGGUAUUCGUGAUGACCAAUUAAAGAAAAAGUUUCUACGAGCUGAUCCGGACAAGUUGACGCUAGAUGAAGUGAUCCAAACGUGUAAAGUGAAUGAAGUUACAGAAGAUCGUUUUAAGAAUAUGAACAAUGAAGAAAAGGUGGUUAAUAAGAUUAAAGGUGCUAAAAACAAAGAUCAGACAACUUUCAAACAUAAGUGCAAAAAGUUUGUUGUUAUAAAGGAAAACCAGUUGAUCACAAAGAAACAUGUUAAAGAAAUAGUUGAAGACGAAGGUGAAUUUGAAGAUGCAUCUGAGAGUGACGAUGCUGAGUUAACGAUACAUAAGAUUACGGAUAAUUCGGCGAGAGGUGGUAAUGUUCAAGCAGAGUUAACGUUGAAGUUCAACGAAAGAUGGAAGACGAUGAACUGUGAACUCGAUACCGGUGCUAACAUUUGUGUAAUCGGGUAUGAAAAUCUACUAGAAGCCUGCGAGGGUCAACUUCCUGAGCUGAGGGAGUCCGACACCAACCUAUGUGUUUUUAGAGGAGGUCGAAUGAAGGUCGUAGGUGAAGUACUCGUGCCGUGCAAACGUAAAGAAGCCACCUAUCGUAUUUGUUUUAAAGUUGUCAAUUACAAACAUGGUCCGAUAUUAUCAGCAAAUGCAUGUUCCAAGCUAGGGCUCAUACAGUUUUGCAAUAAAUUAAAAGUCGAGGUAGAAAAUUCAUUGCAAGUUGAAGCUGAGAAUAUUAUAAACGACUACAUGGAUGUAUUUGAAGGAUAUGAUCGAUUUCCAGGCGAAGUUGAGCUAGAGAUUGAUCAAAACGUUAAUCCGGUCAUUCAAAAAGCACGCAGAAUACCGAUAAGCCUGAGAAAGAAGCUUAAAGAAGAGUUAGAUAAAUUAGUUCAAGAAGGUAUUUUAACACGAGAAGAUCAGCACACCGAAUGGGUCAGUAAUAUUCUAAUAGUGAAGAAAGGUACUUCGUUUAGGAUAUGCUUGGAUCCAAUCCCACUUAACAAGGCACUAUUACGUCCAAACUACCAGUUUACCACUAUCGAUGAAGUCGUUCCAGAACUGGGUAAUGCGAAGGUGUUUAGUACAGUCGACGCAACAAAGGGAUUUUGGCAGUUAAGAUUAACUGAAGCUAGUAGCAAGUUGACUACUUUCUGGACUCCUUUUGGAAGAUUUCGUUGGAAUGUACUACCAUUUGGGUUAAACGUCAGUCCUGAGAUUUUCCAGAUGCGAUUGAGAGAAAUGGUACAAGAUUUAGAAGGUGUCGAAGUGAUGGCCGAUGACUUUAGCCAAAUUAUUUGAGAGAUGCAGGAAGUAUAACUGUAAGUUAAAUAAAUCUAAGUUAAGUUUAUGUAAGACUUCAGUAAAAUUUUAUGGUUUUGAAUUAAGUGAUCAAGGACUAAAAGCAGAUAGUUCUAAAAUCCAAGAUAUUCAAAAUACGCAGCAACCUAAAGACAAACAAACAUUACAUAGAUUUUUAGGGUUAUGCACAUAUUUAAGUCGUUUUAUUAGGAAUUUUAGUUCUGAAACUCAUAAUUUGCGAA
Molecule: messenger RNA, 1907 nt
Organism: Photinus pyralis (common eastern firefly)
Lineage: Eukaryota; Metazoa; Arthropoda; Insecta; Coleoptera; Lampyridae
Exons: 4
Coding region: 1-1665 (554 amino acids)
Source: RefSeq, a predicted model, not a curated record